Anopheles funestus (African malaria mosquito) is the source of this 2063-nucleotide messenger RNA. Its product is annotated as microfibril-associated glycoprotein 4-like. Lineage: Eukaryota; Metazoa; Arthropoda; Insecta; Diptera; Culicidae. The record is from RefSeq and is a predicted model, not a curated record. The transcript is spliced from 2 exons. The coding region runs from base 140 to 1093 and encodes 317 amino acids.
UAUAUGUCACAAUAGCUGAAUAACAUUUCCAUGCGUCAUAGAACUGUGCUUAUAAGAAGCUGCAUCACUGACGAAUCACAGUUUAGUGUGGUACUGUGCGUUGUACGAUAGCGAUCGUAGGUUCCGUCUAGUGCGUAAUAUGACUAACUGGAGCAUUGUGUUACUUGCCUUGAGUGCUGGAGUGAUUGCGAUAGAUAAUCCACCCAAUAAUCCACCGUUUCCUUUGAAGGAGGCCGAAUUACAAAUAUUAGGACGAAUUGAGCAUUUAUCACGAAUCUUCAAUGAUAAAAUAAAAGAGCAGAACGAUAAAAUGAAUCUUGAUAUCAGCAGUGUAUUACUUCUGCAAAAAGCAACGAACGACAUGGUUAAUACCACAAGCAAACUAUUGGCAGAGAUUUCGGACAAGCUACAAAACUUUUCAACGUUAGCUACACAACGGAUGAUCAAUCUAGAACACAAGCUAGAACGAGUUCCCGAAGACACGGGAGUGUACUUUAUGCAACCAGAUAUGGCCAAGAACAUCACGUUUGAAGUGUCGCGCGAUUGGACGAAUAAUCAUGGAUUCGGCGGAAACUGGAUCGUUUUCCAGCGAAGGUUCAACGGUUCGGUCGAUUUCUACCGUAAUUGGGCAGAGUAUAAGAACGGGUUUGGAGAUCUACGAGGCGAACAUUGGCUCGGAUUGGAAAAGCUAUACUCGAUCUUGAAAACCCGUCAACACGAGCUGCUUAUCGUGAUGGAAGACUUCGAUGGGGUGAUUGCUUAUGCACAUUACGAUGACUUCAAGAUCGGAGAUGAAAGUGAGAAGUACAUGAUAAAAUCAGUUGGCCAAUACACCGGGACGGCGGGUGACUCGUUUUCUCAUCACAAGGAUGAAGCAUUUUCUACCUACGAUCGGGAUCAUGAUAAACAUAACACAAACUGUGCCCAAGCGUUUGUUGGUGCAUGGUGGUUUUACAAGUGUCAUCGAAGCCAUUUGAAUGGAGAAUACUUGCGUGGAAAAAUCAAUCGCCAAGUUGGCAUUAUGUGGUACAAUUUUCGAGGGCCCAAUUACUCGCUGAAAAGCACCAAAAUGAUGGUUCGACCUGCGGCGUAGAAAUUGCAUAACAAAAGAAGAACACGUAAUUAUUUUAUUUUACAGAUUUAAAAUUUAUUUUCUUCUUGGCGUAACUCCCUAAAUGACAAGACGGAAGUAAUGGAGCUGUUUCUCCACCAUUUGUUCCAUGAUUUGCCCAAUCGUGAAGAUCUCGUGGUUAAUUUUCUGUUUUGCAAACCUCUGUGAUAGUUUCGAACUAUCUCCUCUAUGAAUGGGACGUGCCGAUCUUGUCGUAUUAGCUUACGAGCAUUAUUCAACCUUUGUAACUGCUGCAUUCCAGCUUAUAUCAGUCUUUUUGCAUGUUAACUGAGACAAUUCCAAGAUACCAAGCACAGCGCAUUAAUCGACUCAUUUUUGAGACACUUGCUCCAAUUUGUGGCAUAACAGUCUCGGUUGUUUUUGUUAAAGAUUUGUUAAUUUUGAUAAACAAUUUACCCCAUUAGUUCCCACGAUCGUCGCAUAAACGUUAUCGCCGUUGAAGACGCUGGACCCGGUGGGUUUGUCCAACAACGUCAUAUCAGCAACAAUUUGUUGCCAAUUCGUAGCCGUUCUCAGCGUUUCAUACUCGCAGUAUGUAAUAUGUUGAGUUUCCCAGCUUGUGGAGUUUCUUUUUUGUUAUCGGAAAUACGUCCAGGCUGUAGAUGUGCGGGAAUCUCUUAACGUUAACUCAUUGAAUUUAUAUAAUUGCAAAAUUUAUAUUUCAAAAACUAUUAUAAAUCAGGUUUUGCAUAUGUAUAUUUAUUCAUAAUUGAUACGAAUGGUUUCUUCUUCUUCUUGGCUUAACGACCUUACAGGUCACGCCGGCCAUUUCUGGCUUACUAGACUUAUUUUUACCACGUAGCCGGAUAGUCAGUCCUUGCUACGGGGGGACGGUCCGAAUAGGCAAUGGAUACGAAUGGUUUAUAUAGUGUAAAAUCCAAUAUUAAAAUAAUGUAUGCACAAACUUAUAGAAAUAAAAAUACAUAAAAAG